Molecule: messenger RNA, 1065 nt
Organism: Ipomoea nil (Japanese morning glory)
Lineage: Eukaryota; Viridiplantae; Streptophyta; Magnoliopsida; Solanales; Convolvulaceae
Exons: 5
Coding region: 125-706 (193 amino acids)
Source: RefSeq, a predicted model, not a curated record
UCCUUAGGGGGCAUUCGGCAAAGAUAACACAAUAGCAGUAGGCGUCUCUGCGAGCCGACCGUGGCCGUUGGCUCUAAAAAGCCUUAAACCUCUCCACCAUUUUUGACACAAAACACAACCAAGAAUGGGCUCUCUAACGUGGGUCUUCCCGAACCCACACUUUCGCCCGUCGCCGCCGUCUACCCACAACCCUCUCCGGCCGCAAAACAACCUCCGACGCGUUUCUACCGCCGUCAGUUGUCGGAAACCGGAGCCGUCCGCCUCUAGCAACGAUUCCACGUCCUGCUCUCAACCACUCGCCCAGAAAAAGAUAAUCUCUCAGAAGUCUCUUGUUCCCGUAGCUAUGGCGCUCGCUGCUUUAAUGUCCUCCUCUCCCGCUAAUGCUGGAUUUCUGUCGGGCUAUAGUGGGAUAGAAUCAGUUCCUGGUCCAGAGUUACCUCAGAUCGACUUCCUGAAUCGCUGGAAUGAAGCAAAUCAGAAGAAGUAUGCGGAGGCGGAUGCCAGAUUCAAAGAGUCUCCCCUGCUUAAACAGUUGCUCGAGAAGUCCAAGCUAAAUAAAGAGAAAAACCGACAGUCCAUUCAAGACAAGUAUUGCAUCCGAGGAGCUGAGUGGGGCGUCGGGGACUGCUCUACCGAAGGAAUGACACCAGAAGAAAGGGACAACUUCAUUUCCGCGUUGAAGCAGAAGGCGGGAGUAGAAGAAUAGCGACAGCACCAUUAGCACAUCUCCCCGCAACAUUGGAUCUCAACUCGCAACCUCAGGGAUUCCUCUGCGGUUUGACAUGGAAGGUUGCCUUCUAUACCGAGAAUUGUUGUGCAGAAGUAAGAAAAGAAUGGUGAAAAGCAUGUUAAGCCAUCAGGCAAGAUAGGAAUGAAAUGGGUACCCAAAAUGGCAAGCACAAAAAGGAUCCUUAAUUCAUUUUUUUUUUUUUUUUUUUUUUUAUCUAUGUUUUAGAACCAUUGAUGGGUGCUGGAAAUGUAAAGAUUUUCAUGCUUUCAUGUACUGCUUAUUUCAAUUGACACAAAUUAUAGAAUGAAUCAAUAAUCCCAUCAAGUACUAUGUCA